Molecule: messenger RNA, 3652 nt
Organism: Neoarius graeffei (lesser salmon catfish)
Lineage: Eukaryota; Metazoa; Chordata; Actinopteri; Siluriformes; Ariidae
Gene: adra2b
Product: adrenoceptor alpha 2B
Exons: 1
Coding region: 330-1874 (514 amino acids)
Biological process (GO): adenylate cyclase-activating adrenergic receptor signaling pathway
Cellular component (GO): membrane
Molecular function (GO): G protein-coupled receptor activity
Source: RefSeq, a predicted model, not a curated record
CGAACAGAAAAAAAAACGGAUACAUCGGUUAUAAAUCAAACAGCUAUGAUCUGAGUAUUUUUAGCUGUGCGGAGGAAGAGAAUGGACUUGCAGGGAAUAGAGGAGAGAGAGAGAAAGGAAUGCAAAGUUUCCAGGAUAUAUCACUGCAAGAACAGGACACGAUUUUAGCCAUGAUCUGCAUGUGGCUUGAUUUCAUCGGUGUUUGUGUGCAGACUUGACACUACAAAAUCCAAUACCAGUUCUUAAAAAGACUUCUGCGAAAGGGCUAAAACGGCUCGCUGUUCAGAAUCGCUGAGCCGAGAAGUUUUACAGGCAGAGCAACGACAAUCAUGCCGAACCAUGAGACUUUAGGAAUAGACCAAAACGUCAGUGGCACCACAGCAGCUUUGUCUUCAACCUCCAACGAGAGCAUGAAAUCACCCUCGUAUUCUCCUGAAGCAAUGGCAGCCUUCGCCACAGCAAUUACUCUCAUGAUUCUCUUCACCAUCGUGGGAAACAUACUCGUCAUCAUCGCUGUUUUGACAAGUCGUUCUCUGAGGGGGCCACAGAAUCUCUUCCUGGUCUCGUUGGCUGCGGCGGACAUCCUGGUGGCUACGUUGAUCAUCCCGUUCUCGCUAGCCAAUGAGCUGAUGGGCUACUGGUACUUCCGCUCAGUGUGGUGCGAGAUCUACCUGGCGCUGGAUGUGCUCUUCUGCACGUCCUCCAUCGUCCAUCUGUGUGCCAUCAGCUUGGAUCGUUACAUGUCCAUAUCACGUGCUGUGACAUACGGGGCUCAGAGGACGCCACGCCGCAUCAAAUGUGCCAUCUUAGUUGUUUGGCUCAUCUCAGCUGUCAUCUCUUUCCCACCGCUGCUCUCCAUGAACAAGAACCAGGGGAACCCCAGCUCCUCCGAUGGACCCCAGUGCCAGCUCAAUAACGAGCGCUGGUAUAUUCUCUACUCCACCAUCGGCUCCUUCUUCGCCCCUUGCCUCAUCAUGAUCCUUGUCUACAUGCGCAUUUAUCAGAUCGCCAAGCAGCGCACAAGAUGCCCACCAGGAGAGCCGAGGAAAGAGAUCCCCGCCUGCGCCACAACUCCAAAAGAUAGAGCUCUCCAAAAUGGAAGAGGAGGUGGCAUGAAUACGCCAUGCACCCCUCAGAGAAAUCCAUCCACUCCACGACCACCCACUCUCACCGUGCCUCAAGCCGAGGGCAAAAACCAUCCAGCAAGCACCAACACCCUGAAUCCACCCCUUUCUCCCUGUAAAGAGAUGACUCCCAGCACUCCUACCCCUCCUCCAGGUCAAACUCCUUCCCUUUCACCUUCCAUCUCCUCCAUGCAAAAGCAAGACGCCACCAAUAACAAACCCAAACAGACCAAGAAGGAGAAAAGGAACGAAAAGAAACCUGACAACAACAAUGGUGAGAGCUCAAGCACUGAUUCAGACACAGAGCACGGGGUGGGUGUUGAGAUUCCCAUGACUCCUGGUGCUGAUCUUGACACUAGUAUUCACUCACCAGCCACCAUCCAGAAGUACAGAGACAUGAUCACUACAACCAAGGGCACAAAGUUGGCUUCAGUGAAGCUCAAACAGGACAGGUCACCUAACUCGGCUCGCCGCAAGGCCAUGGUGAACCGGGAGAAACGCUUCACCUUCGUUCUGGCAGUGGUCAUUGGUGUAUUCGUCGUCUGCUGGUUCCCUUUCUUCUUCUCCUACAGCCUGCAGGCCGUGUGUCCUGAAACGUGCAAGCUUCCCACGCCGGUCUUUACAUUCUUCUUCUGGAUUGGUUACUGCAACAGCUGCCUCAACCCCGUCAUCUACACCAUUUUCAACAAGGACUUCCGCAGAGCCUUCAAGAAGAUUCUCUGCAAAAAUACCAAGGGUACAUUCUUUUAACGAGCACCUGGGGAAAAAAAAACACUUUAAAAUAGAAAAAAAGCACAACUUCUUUCUAAGAGUGUAAAUAAGAGGUUCUUUGUGUAGCUGCGCAACGAUAAAGCACAUUGUACUGUUUUUGAUAAGUGUUGUUCGACAGAGUCAGACUGUGAAUUCAUGUGGAGUCUUGCAGGUUUACAAUGUUCCAUUGCUCAUGCCACAGACGCACAGUGGACAGCAGAGGAUGAACAUGAUUUCAUCAAGACGGAGAAAAAGGAAAAAGACUGUGCACCUGUGACGAUCAGAUUAAAAAAAAUGGGAGCACAACACAAUAGUGGCUCCCUUCUUCGCCUUUCUAAGAAAACCUGCCCUCAGGGAUAGUAUGUGCAUGAGUUUCAAACCAACCCAUCUCAGUCUUAUUUGAUCCACGCAUCAUUCGCUUGUACACCCGUGACAACACAGACAGCAGAAUCUCCUCCUUGAUAGCUGACAAGCUUUAAUGCUGCAGAACGAAGAAAGAGAAGCUCUCGCUCGUAUGGAACACCUUGCCAGAGACAAGGUGUAUGCAGCUGAUAAGUUCCAGGUGACACCGGAUGGAGUCAUGAUUUCCCAAAAAUUCCCGUUUCCAGCAUCUCGGUAAUGCAGGCACACUUGCUGGAGUACACAGAGGAAAGGGUGAUUAUCGUACAGAGGCUUGGCCUGCUUUGCUAAUGCACUGAACAUAGAUGCAGUUGCUCUGAGGUAGAUAAGGAUUAGUCUUCGUGCCAUUGACUCUGAUUAUAACUGGACCUUUUUUUUUUUUUCACUUUUCUCUACAAGAACUCUGCCCUAAACGGCACUACAGCACCCUCACUGUUCAGCAGGGUGAUACUUUGGGACUAAGGGCUGAUGGCAAUGACACUUCCUGGGCUUUUUCCCUGUCUUAUUUGAUGAUUAAAGUGUCAUGUGCAUAUGUGUGGGUGUGUGUGUGAGUGGGUGUGUGUGUGAGUGAGUGAGUGAGUGAGUGAGUGAGUGAGUGAGUGAGUGCAUGUUGUGUGUGACUGCCUCAUGUGCGAAUGUGAAUGUGAGUGUGUGCUGUGGGUGAAUGUGUGUGCGUAUGUGAUGUGCAGGAAGGUUUGUAUUUGCGCCGUAUGAAGAAAUGUCAUUCCUCAUCUUUACCAUCGGCACUUAAUAGAAAAUAUGUGUUUUGAUUAAAAAACAACAACAACAACAACGUACUACCAAAACGUUGCAUGCCUUCUCUGCCAGCCUGUGCCAAUACCUCCCAUCCCAUCCAUUGUGCCAAUGCUGUUACACCUGCGCUUAUUAUCUAAAUGGCACAAAUGUGGAUUUCGAUGUUCAAUGAGGCCCAUGAACGAUUUUGCUUUUGUAUUAUUUAUUUAUUUUUUUUUUCAUUUCUGCUCUUUUUUUUCUCCCUGGCUUGUUUUCAUGCAGUUUUCAUUUUCUCUGUAAGCUGGAUGGAGGAAAUAAAAAAAAAAGGUUCAAAAUUGUUCUGUAAAAAUAAUUCAUCAAGUGCUAUAUCUGGUAUUUACAUUGUUUCACUGAAUUGUCUUAAGUGGUUGUUGCGUUUGGUUUUCCUCUGUAAGGACACUGCGUUUGGGCUGCACUCUACAAAGCUUUGCAAACGUUUCAUCCUCCAGAUCUCUAUCCGUGUAGUCUGUUUGAUUUCCUCCACUCUUUGGAAAUAAAGCCACUGAAAUACGAGCUCCACUCACUCGAGUCACAUUCUUAUGGCUAUACUGGGAGAGCAACAGCAUCCCUCACUAUAACGGUGACACGAAAUAAUGAACAUUUCCUUU